Messenger RNA from Gorilla gorilla gorilla (western lowland gorilla), 2699 nucleotides. Its product is annotated as inactive serine/threonine-protein kinase TEX14-like. Lineage: Eukaryota; Metazoa; Chordata; Mammalia; Primates; Hominidae. Gene Ontology annotation, cellular component: kinetochore; midbody; intercellular bridge. The coding region runs from base 2114 to 2575 and encodes 153 amino acids. The transcript has 4 exons. Gene Ontology annotation, biological process: mitotic sister chromatid separation; mitotic spindle assembly checkpoint signaling; intercellular bridge organization. The record is from RefSeq and is a predicted model, not a curated record.
CAAGAGAGAUCGUUAGGCUGGGAGUGGUGGCUCUCGCCUAUACUCCCAGCGCUUUGGGAGGCUGAGGUGGGAGGCGUGCUUCAGUCUAGGAGUUCAAGACCAGCCUGGGCAACAUAGCAAUAUUCUUUCUUUACAAAAAAUUAAAUCAGUAGGGCAUGGUGGUGCGUGGCUGUGGUCCCAGCUCGGGAGGCUGAGGCAGGAGGAUCACUUGAGCCCAGGGGUUUGAGGCUGCAGUGACCUAUGACUGCACCACUGCUCUCCAGUCUGGGUGACAGAAAGAGACUGUGUUUCAAAAAAAAAGAAAAAAGAAAAGAAAAAGAGGCCGGGCACGGUGGCUCACGCCUGUAAUCCCAGCAGUUUGGGAGGCCGAGGCGUGUGGAUCACGAGGUCAGGAGAUCGAGACCAUCCUAGCUAACAUGGUGAAACCCCGUCUCUGCUAAAAAUACAAAAAAUAGCCGGGCAUGGUGGCGGGCGCCUGUAGUCCCAGCUACUCGGGAGGCUGAGGCAAGAGAAUGGCAUGAAUCCAGGAGACAGAGCUUGCAGUGAGCUGAGAUCACGCCACUGCACUCCAGCCUGGGCAACAGAGUGAGACUCAGUCUCAAAAAAAAAAAAGAAAAGAAAAAAAAAAAGAAAAAGAUCGUUAGACACCCAUUGAGCAUAGCCAGGGCAUUGACGGAGGACUAAGGAAGCCUCCCUCACCUCUGAGGCAGACCGUCCUGGGUUGGGUCUGGCCAGUGACUAAUGCAGAACUUUCUUCAUCCCAGGGGAUGCCUAAAGGAAGGGCACACAUGGAGAGCAGACACCAAGGCACUGAAGUCAAGGGGCUUGGCCCAGGCCACGUGGUGAGGGAGGGACAGAAGAAAGAGCCAAGCCAUUCUCUCAGUUAAUAAGCAUUGAAUGAAACUAGGCGCAGUGACUCAUGCCUGUAAUCCCAGCACUUUGGGAGACCAAGGCAGGUGGAUUACUUGAGGUCAGGAGUUUGAGACCAGCCUGGGCAACAUAGUGAAACCCCAUUAUCUCUCAAAAAAAAAAAAAGAAAAAAAAAAGAAAGAAAUUAGCUAGCCAGGCGCUGUGGCUCACACCUGUAAUCCCAGCACUUUGGGAGGCUGAGGCCAGCGGAUCACGAGGUCAAGAGAUCGAAACCAUCCUGCCCAACAUGGUGAAACCCUGUCUUUACUAAAAAUACAAAAAUUAGCCGGGCGUGGUGGCACUCGCCUGUAAUCCCAGCUACUUGGGAGGCUGAGGCAGGAGAAUCACUUGAACCUGGGAGAUGGAGGUUGCAGUGAGCCAAGAUCGUGCCACUGCCCUCCAGCCUGGCGACAGAGCAGGACUCCAUCUUUAAAAAAAAAAAAAAUUAGCUAGGUGCGGUGGGUGGCCUGUGCUUGUAGUCCCAGCUACUUGGGAGGCUGAGGCAGGAGGUUGGCUUGAGCCCUGGAGGUGGAGGCUGGAGUGAGCUAUAUGAUCUCGCCACUGCACACCAGCCCGGGCAACAGAGUGAGAUCCUGUCUGAGAAAAACUCCAGGUGCAGUGGCUCAUGCCUGUAAUCCCAGCACUUUGGGAGGCCGAGGCGGGCAGAAGUCAGGAGAUUGAGACCAGCCUGGCCAACAUGGUGAAACCCCGUGUCUACUAAAAAUACAAAAAUGAGCCGGGCAUGGUGGUGUGCGCCUGUGAUCCCAGCUACUCGGAAGGCUGAGGAAGGAGAAUUGCUUGAACCUGGGAGAUGCAGGUUGCAGUGAGCCGAGAUCGCGCCACUGCACCCCAGCCUGGGCGACAGAGUGAGAAUAAAAGCACUGAAUGAGGCCUCUUUUGAGCUAGGUUCUGGGGUGAAAACGCUGUGAACACAACAGUGACAAGAACGACCCAAGGCCCUGCCUUACAGGGCUUAGUCCGGUGUGGGUAGACAGCCCCAUCCUCAGACAGUGACAGCCCCGACUGGUCAGGGCUGUGGGGCCCAGGCUGAGUGGCUGGGGCUGUGUUGGGGAAGGGGAUGCUACUGCGCAGGCGCUGCGGGAGGCCACUGGUGCUCAAGCACCUCGGAUUCCCGCUCAUACAGCCGGCCGGAUCAUGUGGCAGUCAGGUGGCGACCACUAUCUAGCCCAACGCCACUGCCUGGAUGGCAGCACCCUCGUGCCUGCAGGCGCCUUCUCUGGUGAUGGUGCCCCUGCUGCAGGCAGGGGGUGACUUGCAACUGCAUGACCAGCGGGGUCGCACACCACAAGACUGGGCUGAGCAGGGUGGGGCCAAGCAGAACUGGGAGUUGCUGGAGUUGUUGCAGCUCUGCCGGGCCCACAUAUCAGUGUUCGUGCAUGAUGGUGAGUUGCCACCCAUGGCAUCUCUGGACCGGUUGCAGGCCAGAUUUGGGAACAGCCUGCCUGGCUCCCUGUCCUCCCUGAGGCUGAUGCAGGCAGACAGCCUCCUGUGGAUGGGUCACAAAAUGACUGUGCAGCAGCCGAAGGCCCCUGGAAGCCAGACAGAUGUGCUACUGGCUGACCUUCAGCACUGCAGGUACCUGUGCCAGCCCCCAGCCCGGCCUCCUGUUGGCCCUCCCACGGAAGACAAGGGUGUGUGGCCAUAGUCAUGGCCAGAAUCUUCACUUCUGGGCCAGCACCCAGCAUAGAGCCCUUCUGCUGGGGCGAUCCCCCCACUGGAAAGUGGGUGGGUACCAGUUGUGUGUGCAAUGCCCUGUAGGCCUGAGAGGA